UCUGCCGAAGACGGCUCUUCGCCUUCGCCAUAUGCCGAGGGCCGUGCCCCGGCCCCGCAGCCCGCGCCCGCGAGCGGGGACGGCGGCCCCGCAGCGCCUCUGGCGCAGCCGCCCGCCGCCCCCCUGGCACAGUCGCUGUUCGGCGAGGCCACCCCGAGUGCCGCCCACCCCCCGCGCACCACCAUGGUCGACGCCAAGCAGCAGUCCAAGACGCGCCCUCCUAACCCUUCUCCGCCGCCUCUGCCAGCGGCGGGCAGCGCCCACUGCGACAGGAAACCGUCGCGCCUGCUCGGUCACACCGAGUCCGAGGCGAUGGAGAAGCCGCGGGCCUUGACAGAGGCGGGGGCGCAGACCAUUCCUCGGCCACUGGUGGAACAGGGGGCGCAGACCUACAUCAGUCGAAUCGCCGACCUGCUCGAGGAGGGAGCGGACACGAGCAAGGUUGUUGGCACCCAGACGGACAGCCCUGACGUGAUGCAGGUCGAGAUCUCGAAGCGGCUCGCGUGGGCGAGGGCGCAGCGGCAGGAGACCUUGCACCAGAUCCUGGGGACCGGGGGCGCCAGCGGCGGGCACGUCGAGUACCCGAGGGAGAGCGCCGAGGCCGACCAGCUGGUGGUGGAGCUCGCGAAGCUUGGCAUGGACAGGCGGGCCCUCAAGUCUCUGGUGGAGCCGAUCGAGGUCGUGGACGUGGCGGUGCAGUCGGGAGUGGAAGUGGCUGGCUCACUCGACCCCAUCUUCAGGUGGUUGAAGCUGAAUCUGCUUCAGCGCCAGAACGCCUGGCUGUACUGCCUCCCCUCGGAGGUGUCCGCCCUCGAGGGCUUCCCGAACAUCCCCGGGGCCCGCCUGGAAAAGCUGCUCGUGGACUUCGAGCGCUUCCUGGAGGAGAUCUUGAGCCGACCACUCCCAGCCAAGUCCGCGGCGCGCAGCGCCCUGAGAGCGCGGUACAGGGCCCGCAGCGACUCGCCCUGCUCGCGCCGAAAUCGCUCUGGCAGCCCGCCGCCUGGCAGGGGGUCGCUGCUUGGCGGCAGGGAGAGCUGGAGGAGGAGCAACGCGGUGGAGCCCUACGAGUACCCAGUGGGGUUCUUGUCGUCGGGCUUCGACGGGGAGCAGGAGGUAGCGAAUAUGGUUCUGGUUCCAGGACCACUUCCGCGCCCUCCAGCCGCACGAGGGCUUCCCCGUCACGAUGGUCGCCGCCACUGCCCCCAAGGCGCACUGGCGGCCGCCGGGCCCCUGCCCGCGCGGACUGGUGGACACGGUCGUCAACACGAUCCUCGCGCCUCUGCUGGACUGGAAGGCGGCGCGGCGCACGGAGCUGCCGCCAGAGGGGGCAGCUGCGGCGCGCCGCGUGCUCAUCCUGGGGGCCUGGGGCUGCGGCGCGUUCGGCAACCACCCCGCGGAGAUGGUCCAGGUGUUCAUGGCCGCCCUGUCCUCCGUGUACUUCUCGGAUCGCUACCGGAUGUUGCUCACGUCGCUCGCCGGCGACACCGACCAGGACGGCCGAAAUCGAUGGCCGACCGAGCCAGUGUUCUACCACGAGAUCCACUUUGCCGUGCCAGCUUUUCGGGAGGCCGACAUGCCGAAUGUAGUUUGUUUCCGUGA
Prorocentrum cordatum is the source of this 1599-nucleotide messenger RNA. Lineage: Eukaryota; Dinophyceae; Prorocentrales; Prorocentraceae. The record is from the annotation of a GenBank genome assembly.